AUGUCGGAGAAGCCGUCACUGCUAUCGGCGACCCUGGCGUCCGGCUCGAGCCUCGUCCUGCUCCAGAUAUUCUCGCGCGGCCUCGUCCGCCUCGUAUCGCCGCAAGUCUUCGGGACGACCUCGAUCCAGUUCGAGCUGCUCCUCUCCACCAUCCUCUUUCUCUCGCGCGAGGGCGUCCGGAACGCGCUCCUCAGGGCGUCCUCCGACCCGGAAAAGGACGCGGACCGGAGCUCCGCGAGCCCGCUCGUCGCCAACAUAGCCCUCCUGCCCAUCCUGCUCGGGAUCCCCACCGCGGUCGGAUCGGCCUUCAUCUAUCUCGGGACCUCUUCGUCCUCGACGUCGUCCCAGCCGCACUUCCGCGCGAGCGUGGCGCUCUACGUCUUCGCGGCCCUGUCAGAGCUCCUCUCGGAACCCAUGUACAUCCGCACCCAAAACGAGCUGCGGUUCCACGUCCGCGUCCGCGCCGAAGGGGCCGCGGUGAUGCUGAAGACCAUCACCACCUUCGUCGUCCUUGUGGUCGCUCCCAAAGAUUGGAGUCUGGUGGCUUUCGCGCUAGGCCAGACUGCGUAUGGUCUAACCACGCUGGUGUCUUUCGUUGUGGCCUGCCGCGAAAAUCUCGAUUUCCGGCCGAGGAAGGUGGCCGUCGCUCGAGAAACGAUGUACUUCGACCCCGGACUGUUCAGUCUGUCGAUGGCGAUGACGGGUCAGUCGCUCAUCAAGCACUUUCUCACCGAAGGGGACAAGUUCCUCGUGUCACGGCUCAGCCCGCUGGCUGACCAGGGCGGGUACGCCGUCGCCGCGAACUACGGCUCCCUCGUCGCGCGAAUCGUGUUCCAACCCAUCGAAGAGACCGCGCGGGUAAUCCAAGGCGCAGCGGACGCCCCCACCGUCCAAGACAAGCAGGCCGCCGAGACCGCCGCCACGGUGCUGCUCACCCUCCUCCUCGCGUUCACGCACCUGCUCCUCUUGCUCGCGGCGUUCGGACCGCCGUAUCUCCCCCUCGCAGUGGGCCUCGCCCUCCCCCGGCGGUACCUGAGCACGUCCGCGCCCCAGAUCCUCAGCGUCUACGUGUACUACAUCCCCGCCAUGGCCUACAACGGCGUCCUCGAGGCGCUGCUCGCGUCCGCCGCGUCCCCAGCGGACCUCGCCGCGCACGCACGCGCCCUCACCCUCGGGGCCCCGCUCUUCCCCCUCGCCGCGGCCGCGCUCGCGCGGUACACCGAGCUCGGCGACGCGGGGCUCGUCUGGGCCAACGUCGCGAACCUCGCGCUGCGCGCGGCGUACGCGGCCCGCUUCGCCCGCCGCUUCUUCGCCGCGCGCGGCGUCGCCCUGUCCUGGUCCCGCGCCGUCCCCCCGCCCCCGGUGCUCGUGGCGUUCGCCGCCGCCGCCACCGUCGUGCGCGCGUACCCACACGAGGCGGUCGCGGGCAGCGGCGUCGCGGCGGUGUGGGCCGCGCGCGACCACGUCGGGGUCGGCGCGGCGUGCGUGCUCGCGUGUUUGCUGACAUGCGUCGUCCGCGAGCGGACGCAGGUCGUGCAGCUGGUCGGAUCUCUGCGUCGCACGCGGUAG
Molecule: messenger RNA, 1569 nt
Organism: Epithele typhae
Lineage: Eukaryota; Fungi; Basidiomycota; Agaricomycetes; Polyporales; Epitheliaceae
Product: Rft-1-domain-containing protein
Exons: 5
Coding region: 1-1569 (522 amino acids)
Biological process (GO): dolichol-linked oligosaccharide biosynthetic process; glycolipid translocation
Cellular component (GO): endoplasmic reticulum membrane
Source: RefSeq, a predicted model, not a curated record